AUGGGGGUGUCGGCAGCGACGGGCAAACCUGGUCGUCGGGCGCCUGGCACCUCGCCUGCUCUCGCCGCUGCGUCUCCCUUCGAUCUCUCCUCUUCCGCCACUCCCGCUCCUCCGCUCGCCUCCUUGCGCGCAGUACCGCCGCAGGUCCCUCUCGCGCCGCGCUUGCCCCACCAACCCACCGCAGAUAAGCCUCUGGCCUCCGCGCAUUCCUCACGCUCCCUGCUGUCGUCACAGCCGUAUAGUAAAGCCCGCCGCCUGCCCUUCCGUUUCCCCGCGCGCGCCGUGUCCGCCCAGGCGCGCGCGCUCUGCCACUACGCAGCGCUCACCGUCGCCGCGGCCCUCUUUCUCGUCGUGUGGAUCGCCUUUCAGUCCGACGCGCCGCGCCUGCCUGACGCCCGUGACCCCAAUGGGAGGGCCGUCCCCUACCGGUCACAUGAAACAUUACGAGGCUGCCCGGUGUGCGGCCGCGGCGAGGUCAAGCUACCGCCGCUGGUGCGCCCGCUGUCCGCGCGCGGCGCCAAGAUGCGCCUCUGCAUGGGCAGCGCCGCCGCGCCGUUCGCGCAGGGCACGUUCGUGAGCCCCGAGGAGGCGCGCGACGGGGCGAGCUUCGGCAGCCGGUUCGCGCAGCUGGCGGUGUUCGAGGCGGAGGCGCUGCACGAGGCGGCGGAUGGCGCGGGGGACGCGCGUGGAGGCGGCGGGAAGGCGGGGCGGCAUGUUCAGCGAGGGGCGGCGGCGGUGACGACGUGGGUGAGGCUGCUGGCGUUCCUGGAGGACGAGGAGUCGAUCCGCAAGACGCAGUGGGAGGGGUGGGGCGCGGCGGAGCUGAGCGACGUGUACUGGCGGGGCGCGUUGCAGGUGAAGUGCCUGGUGUGGCCGGGCCACGACCCCGCGCUGCACAGUGUGGCGCCCGCCCUCGUGGUGGACACCGUGGUGCGCCACCGCCACCCCUGGCACAUCGCCCUCGAAUGCCCCCUCCCGCCCUUCCCCUCCCCGCCUUCCCAAUCCUCCUCCCCGCCUCCUGCGGACACGUCUGCGGACCCCUCCGCAGAUGCGGCAGUGCCGGUGCACGUGAGGGUGAGUCGGCGGGAGGCGUGGCGGCACUAUGUGGAGUACGGGCAGCGCCUGCAGGUGCAGCUGGUGGCAGCCCGCAACGGCUCCGACCUGCGCAUGCCGCCUCUGCUGCUCUGCCGUGCUGACGGCGACAGUGAUGGUGACGGCGGUGGUGGCGGUAGUGACGGGCUCCCCGUGGACCCGGGCAGCCGCGCCCCGCCGUUCCCCUUCGCUGCCGUGGAGAGGGAGGUGGCUGCCGCGGCUAAUGCAGGCUCGGGAGGAGGCUCGGAACUGGCGAGGCUGAUGGGGGGGGAUGCGGGAGGAGUGGGGGGCAAAGCGAGGAUGAAAGGGGCGGGGAAAGGGGAGGGCGCGGGGGCGUCUCUUGCUGCCUUCCCCAUGCUUCCCCUUGCCCGUCCCUCUCCAUACCCCGCACCUUCCAUGCCCCCCUCAUUCCCAUGUCCCCUUCUGCUCUCCCAUGCCAUCCCUGCUCCCUGUUCCUCUGGCGCACGCCUCCCCUUCUCAUCCCACGCCCCCCUAUGUCGCCAGUUCCCAGAGAUAUACGAUCAGAUCAUAUCAUACGAGCACUGCCUCAUGCAGAGGCGGCGGAGGGGAGACCGGUGGCAGCUGCACAUAGACAGCGACGAGUUCGUGUGGUACGAGCCGCGCACGGGGGGCUUCCUCAAGCCGCUGCUCGCGCGCCUCGAGCUCAACCACACGCGCUCGCGCCGCGCGGCAGCAAGGAGCCCCUGCGGCUCGGUGGCCAUCCACACGACCACGGCGCCCCCGGAGUCGGUGGCAACGGCGCCGCAGGACGUGCUGCACGUGAACCACUUCACGGCCACAGCCAUCGACCUCGCGCAGCACCCCUGCCGCUCCUGGGUCAAGCCCGUGCUGGACCAAGGCCUCACCUGGGUCACCCCGCGCGCCCUCAAGUGCCGCGCCCUGCCCUGCCACCGCUCCACACCCCUCGAGUGCUGGCUCUUUUGCAUUCUGCCGUGGCAGGGGGAGGAGGAUGGCAGGAGGGGCGGUGCUGGUGGGGGUGGAGGGCUAAGGGUGGCUAAGCCUGAGAAUGUGGAGAGCGGGGAGGGAGAGAAGAGUAAGGAGCCUGCCGAAGAUACGAUGUAA
Closterium sp. NIES-65 is the source of this 2175-nucleotide messenger RNA. The record is from the annotation of a GenBank genome assembly. NCBI's taxonomy places the organism in Eukaryota, Viridiplantae, Streptophyta, Zygnematophyceae, Desmidiales, Closteriaceae.